CCAGAAAUGUGCGAGACUUUUCUCAGUGUACUCGCGUGUUCACUUGCCAACUCGAUACUAAAAUUAAGUACAUGCUAACAACAAAAGAAUCGCCGUCCGUGUCGGUUCUUGUGAGAGAUAUGUAUUCUUUGCCAAUGUCAUUAAGCUGUCAUUGUCAAAAUUGAAUAAAUGUUUUAUUUAUUCAAUUCCGUUUGAUUUGUUAUUAAGAAAUACUAAAAUGUUUAUACAAAAAUGUUCAUAAUUUUUGAAUACGUGCACUUAUUUUUACUUAAACAAUAUGCAAAUAUCAAUUAGACGUCUAAUAUAACCUCUAGGUGUGAUAGAAUCAAGUUUGAUUUAUUGAUUCAACAGAAAUGUUAAAGGCAAACUUGUUUACUUAAUAUUUUUUUUAAAAGAAAUGUUUAAUAUUAAAAAACAUGGUACUCAGCACAGAGUGGUCCCAAGUAGAAGUAAUUGAUCUUGUAAAUGACGGUUCUGGUCUUGGAUUUGGUAUAGUAGGAGGCCGGAGUACAGGGGUAGUUAUAAAGUCUAUUCUUCCGGGAGGUAUAGCCGAUAAAGAUAGCAGGUUGCAAAGCGGAGAUCAUAUUCUUCAAAUUGGAGAUAUUAAUUUAAGAGGUCUUACUGCAGAUCAAGUUGCCACUGUCUUAAGGCAAGCUGGACAUCAGGUAAGAAUGGUAGUGGCUCGAUCUGUAGAACCAACUUCAGAUUUUUUAUUAUAUAACUGCUCAGCACCAAUUGUUCCUACUAAGAUAUUAACCGAUCCAGAAGAAUUAGAUAGGCAGUUACUUCAAAAUGGUUAUACAUCAUCUUUCUUUCAAUAUGCAGAAGCAUUGCAGCAGGUUGUGAAAAGUGAAUCAAUUCAAGACCAACUAGAAUUAUCCCUAAAGACUUUAACUGCAAAUGGUUUGACUGAAAAAAUUACCAGUGAAAAGGCUACUCCAACUUCCUUUAACGGAUUGUCGCCUGUAGACGUGUGUCCGACAAAACAGGGAAUACUCGCGGUUGUUACUCCAACUACUCCCAUUAUUCCAAUUACUCCGCUUACUCCACUGACACCUGUGACACCAGUUACUCCUAUUGAGGUUGAUAAUCAUAGUUCAGAUACUGAAUCAGAAACGGAGCAAAUAGUUGUUAAAUUGGUAAAGGAUGACUAUGGAUUAGGUAUAACAAUAGCAGGCUAUGUUUGUGAAAAAGAAGCACUAAACGGAAUAUUCGUGAAAAGCCUCCACGAACAGUCCGAAGCCUUUAAGUGCGGCAAAAUCAAGGUAAACGAUCGAAUUAUCGAAGUCGAUGGAACAUCUUUAGACAACUGUACCAAUCAUGAAGCAGUUAAGAAACUAAAAGAGACGGGCGAUGAGGUGAAUAUCACUUUUGAAAGGUACCUUAGCGGUCCGAAGUACGAGCAAUUACAAGAGGCGAUCGCCGAUAGGGAGAGGAAUAAAGAAAUUAGUCCUGCCUCGCCAUCGGUAACGUUAAGUUGGAUUCCUAUAGAUAAUACAGAAGUAAAGGACGAUCCCGAUAUAUCAUCUCUUAAUAGUAUAAAUAGCGUAACCUCUGAUCCAAAUCCUGAAACGAGGGAGAUAUUUAUUGAAGAAAAUUUCGAAGCGAAUCUAGAAGAGGAUCUUGAAACAGUUAUCAAAUAUAAGUGGCAAGGUCUUAUUGGCGACGAAGCUGAUAUAGUGGUUGCUAACUUAACUAAAUUAAAAGGAUUAGGAAUAAGCUUGGAAGGUACUGUUGAUGUGGAAGGAGGAAUAGAGCUACGACCGCAUCAUUACAUUAGAUCUAUAUUACCGGAAGGACCUGUUGGUCAAAAUGGCAAGCUUCGACCUGGAGAUGAACUUUUAGAAGUAAAUGGCCAGAAGUUGCUGGGUAUACGACACGUGGAGGUAGUCAAGAUAUUAAGGGAACUUCCUAACGCGGUACGGCUCGUCUGUUCAAGGGAGCACAAAAACAACAGGGUGAUAAAUACUUCUCAAGACAGAGAAGCGUUCGAAGCUAGGAAUAUACUGGGCGGUAGCUUGAAAAACCUUUUACUCCAACCAGAACAAAAGUUGUUAAAAGCAUUAAGUGAUACUAGUCUUAAUACUUCCAGUUCUGUGACUACAGAGGACUCCAGUCUGCAAAAGGCAAAAUCUCGUUCACUAGAAGUAACCAAUGUAGCCAUGUGGUCGGAAGAAAUAGAAUACAUUGACCUGAAAAAAACGGACAGAGGUCUGGGAUUUUCGAUACUAGAUUACCAAGAUCCGUUGGAUCCCAGAUCUACCGUUAUCGUGGUGAGGAGUUUAGUGCCGCACGGAGCCGCCGUGGAAAAUGGAAAGUUAACUCCAGGCGACAGGCUGAUCAGCGUCAAUGGAAUAGUUAUUAAAAAUGUCACAUUAGAUCAAGCGGUGCAAGUGCUAAAAGGUGCACCUUUGGGUCCUGUACAAUUAGGUAUAUCUAAGCCUUUAUCUAGUCGUAAAAACAGCGAUACUAUAAGUAGUCUGAGUGGAGCAUCCUAAGACGGUAGGAACACAUAACGGAAAGCUUUACAUUUCGUUGUGAGUAGGGUAUAUCUGUAUUUUAAUCGCCAAGGUUCAAAUUAGAAAAUAUUAAGUACUAAAAAUAUCUAAAAUAUCUAUUUUGUCCUUUUGAAUCGUGGGGCUGGACAUUGUCGGAUGCUUACUUUACUUUAUCGUGUCUGGACAUGUCAUUCAUAGAAUUUCGGCUCAGUAUCGGGCUAUGUCGGUUCCAUCUUUGUUGGCGAGUCACGAGCCACAAUUCUUCGAGGGUACACCGAUGAGGAUAGUUUCUGCGUGUAAGAAGAUGUUCCAUAUUCUGUAUUUCUCUACAAUCAUAGUUCAUAUCAUCUUGGUCUAUUUUCCCCAUUUUACCAUGUUUGAUUUUACUGGAGCGACCACCAUUCUUAUCCUAUUCAUAGUUUUCCUCAUUUUAAAGUCAAGGAAUUGACCGGUCCAUUGAACCUGGGUCAGAGGAAUAUUCUCAUUCGGUUUAUCCUGCACUAUUCCAAUGAAGCUUUUCCUGGAUUUUCCCGCUAGCUUCCUGAGUAUGCUGUUCCUAGUUGUUAAUUUUCCUCUCAUUUUUAUGCAAUGAUAUAUAGGUUGGUAUGUGUGUUCUAGUGUAUUACCAUUCCACGCUAUUACCAUUUGGAGUUUUCGCUUGGCUUCCUUUGCGCGAAGGUGGAAGGCGCAGACUUGGGUGUUAGAUGAAUUUGGUCUACAGGUAGUACGAUGUCAUUGUUUUUAAGGCAGUCACUUCCCUGUGGGAGGUCGUUCUUUUGAACUCUCCAUUUACUUACUUUACUUUCCAGCAUGACGAGAAAACGUCUGUUUUGCAGUAAAGAAUAUACGACCUUACCUAGAUUGUGAUCAUUGCGUACAAUUUGUGAGCAAUGUUUUGUGCUUCUAGUGUGUCAUAGGCUGCUGUCAAAUCUACGAGAACAGCCCCUCUUUUUUCGAAGCCCUUUUCAAUGUGUUCUGUUAGUGCGAGGGCGAGGACUUGACCGGUGCAGGAUUUGCCAGGUCUGAAUCCUCCUUGUGGCGGAAUGAGGUGUUUGUUGAAUUUUUUUUUUUUUUGAAAAAUGAAGUUUGAAAAAUAGGUCUGUAGCUACUGGGAUUUUCUGGGUCCUUUCCUGGAUUUAACAAGGCUAUUACUGUAGAUUUUAUCCAAGAUUUUGGAAUUUUGCAGCUUUCAUGUAGAAUUUCGUCGAACUAAUUCUUUUCUUUUCCUUUACUGUCAUCAGUGGGGACAUAUAUUCAUAUUACUAAAUAUGACUAAAUAGCAUCCUUCUGUGUUUUGGGCUGCUAGAAAAGCUAGACCCUGGCGAAUUAUUAAUCUGGCUUGAUCCACUUCUGCUCGUAUUCAUAUUUAUAUCGUAUAAAUUCAUAUUAAUUUCUAAUUCUGAUUAGAAAAUUCGCUAGAAAACCUCUAAAUGUAUUGAUAUCUGUUGUUAGAGUAUCUUAGUGACACAUUUGCCAUAUAAAAGAUAUUAUUUUCUUUAAAAAUGUUACAUUUACCCCAAUAACACAUAUCACUAUCUAAAUAAUUAUAAAUUAACCUGACAUAACCUAAAAAUUUUUCAGUAAAAUCCUUUAUAAAAGGUAUAUAUUUAAAAUCCCUAAAAAGAGCUACAUCACAAUCACAUGACUAGUUUUCGAUUGGUUUAUCAAUCAUCAUCAGUGCUUACCUAAAAAGAAUAGAACCUGGUAAAAUAAUGCAAAGAUUUUGAAAUUUUGACUACGGUUAAGAAAAGUUGUAGGUUAUACUCACGUGAAAUUUGCAUGCUAACCACCAAGAUAUAAUUUUACAAAAAUAUGUGGGUCAAAGCCCUGUACGAGUAAUCCGUCUCAAGGAAACAUCGGUUGAAAAUGCUAACUUAAGCAUGAAUGUUUAAAGUAUUUUACUAAUAUGCCCCAGGUAACAUCUGAGCUGUGGUUAGACAUGUUCACAUGGUGAAAGUAUGGCAGCAAGUGACAAUGAAAUGGAUAGAGACUUCCGAACUAUGACAUGACAGAAUUGACAGUUUCACAGGAAGUUGAAAAAUUAAUUUAUAAUGAACAGAAAAUAGCUUCAGAACAACAUUGAAAAAUUAACCUGUCAUAUUUAAAGACUAUGGUGUACAGCUAGUUAAAAUUAGAAAUGAUGUAACAACACUCCCUCGAUUGUGAAAAAUAAUCAUUUAAAAUUCAGUAAACUAGAUGUUGUAGUUAAAAAUGUAUUCACGUAUAUUGUCAAUGGAGGUGGAUAGGCAAACCACAUUACACAAAUGUUUGCAUUCGAGAACUAAAGUCAGUAAUCAAAUCUUGAUGUCAAGAAACCUAAGAUUUAAAAAAGCAAUUUUGUGUUGAUUUAAAGUUAUCGAAUUUAUUUAACUUAUUGUUAGCUGUUGGAAUGUGUGUAAGUUUAAAAAAGAGAUCACAAUGGAGGUGACCGAGGUGUAAAAAGGUUUUAAAUAAUCUAGGGGGAUGUAUCAUUAAGAAAGCACAAGCUCAAACUAAGGCGACUAAUUCCCAAAGACCUCGCAGGCUGCCCGGAUCCCUGAGGGUCCAAAAACCAAAACCGUCACAAGAUGGCAGUAGGGUCUGUGGGGUAUGAAAUGUCUGUGAGGAAAUUAAUGAGAAAGGAACAUGAACGGAACCCAGAAAGAAAAUUAGACUUUUGAUUAGGUUUUACUAUAGAUGAGUGUUAUAACACGGUCAUGAGGUCUUUGGGAAUUAGUCGCCUUAGUUUGAGCUUGUACUUUCUUAAUGAUACAUCCCCCUAGAUUAUUUAAGACAUUUUUACACCUCAGUCACCUCCAUUGUGAUCUCUUUUUUAAACUUACACACAUUCCAACAGCCAGAGCCGGAUUUAAGGCAGUGGAGGCCCCUGGGUAGAAUUGUUGUGGGGGCCCUACGUCCUACCAUUAAAAAAAUGUUGAUUUAUUUUUAUAAAUAUCUAUAUUUUUAAAUACAGUAAAAUUUAAAAUUAAAAUUUGUUGCAGUAAAAUAUUAAAAAUAAACAUAGUAGGAUAUAGGGUUGAAGUCCGGAUACUUACAUCGUGUUCAAUGCUCAUUAUAGAGAGAUGAUUCAAACGCUCUUGACCCAUCAUAGACCGAAGUCAAUUUUUAAUUAACUUGAGUUUUGAGAUUUUACAUCUCCCCACUACAGUUAGUUGGUAUCAGAAAUAUAAACGAAGUAUCACCUCAACAUUUGGAAACCCAUUAUUCACAUUCUUUUCUUCUAGCAAUCGGUACAUUUAAAGUGAUUUGCUUAUAUUUAAUGAGCAGAUAUCCUCUUUGAAAAAUUAUACAAAUUGUAUUAGUUCGACACCUAGGAUUUCAUCUAAAUCAUUGCUACAGAUGUCAGUACCUAAGAUAGCUCUGAAGCUAAAUGAUGUCUUCUUCUUCAUGUGCCGUGCUUGAUUAUCGAGUAUUGGCUAUCAAAUUGGCUAUAGUAAUUUUGUUCACAGCAGCUCGGAAAUGGGAUGUAGAGGGUCUGUUAAACCAUUCUCUCAGGUUUUUAAGCCAUGACGUUCUUCUUCGACCUGCCCUGCUUCUUCCGUUUACCUUAGCUUGUAUUAUUAAUUUAAGUAUAUUAUAAUAUCUCUCUGGGUGUCGCAUAACAUGGCCAAAAUAUUGUACAUAUAAUAUGCAUGACCAAAAUAUAUCAAAAUGAUGUAAAAAUCCAAAAUUGGAAUGAAUGCAUUUAUAUGCAGAAAGCCUCUGACUUAAAGAGGUAAUGAGGUGAUCUAUAAUAGCGAUAAAAUUUUGAGUCCUAAAUUUCUCUGAUGUUGUCAUUUCAGUCUCUUGAGAUGUUCCAUAAUCCAGUGGAGUCAGUCGAAUAUUCCGUAGUCAUUUUCUACGUGUCGAAUAGUCUUGAGUUCCGCUUACCAUCGCGCCUCGCGUCGCAUAUGUUUUGAAAUUGUCACGUCUUGACUGUAUAAAUUCUUUAAGUGAUCUACUCCUGAAUUAAGGGCAAUAUUUGGAUCUUGGAGAAUACGACUUGGACUGUUUGUUUUCUCUAAGAUUUCAUUCCAAAAUAUUGCAAAUAUUCCUGUUUACAGUAAGCAAGUCUACUUUAGUCUGAUUAUAAUCUUUUAACAAGUGCUUUUGCGGUAUCACUUCUGGAAAGCCAUCUAGUAGUAUUUACUGUUUUAGGAACAAUAAUAUUUCUGCCACGGUCUGCGUUGCUGUCGCUUAAAGAUGCAGCUUUUAAACAUUUGAUUAACAAGUUGUAUCUAUAUGUAGAGGAAGUGAAAAUACAUAUAGUUCUUCUAAGAAAUCAGAUAAUGCUGUAGCAGCAAAACAACACUCAGCUGCAGCUUUUGCAACUAAAUUUAGAGAGUGGACAGCACAAGUGUUUGUAUAAAACAAAAAUAAUUCUAUGUGAAUAAUUUGCUGAUAUUUUUUGCGUUUGAGGCUUUGUGGGGGCCCCGGGCAGCUGCCCAGCCUGCCACCCCUUAAAUCCGGCCCUGCCAACAUACAUAAGUUAAAUAAAUUCGAUAACUUUAAAUCAACACAAAAUUGCAUUUUUAAAUCUUAGGUCUCUUGACAAGAUUUGAUUACUGACUUUAGUUCUCGAAUGCAAACAUUUGUGUAAUGUGGUUUGCCUAACCACCUCCACUGACAAUAUACGUGAAUACGGUUUUAACUACAACAUCUAGUUUACUGAAUUUUAAAUGAUUAUUUUUCACAAUGGAGGGAGUGUUGUUACAUCAUUUCUAAUUUUAACUAGCUGUACACCAUAGUCUUUAAAUACGACAGGUUAAUUUUUCAACUUCCUGUGGAACUGUCAAUUCUGUCAUGUCAUCGUUCGGAAGUCUCUAUCCAUUUCAUUGUCACUUGCUGCCAUACUUUCACCAUGUGAACAAGUCAAACCACAGCUCAGAUGUUACCUGGGGCAUACUAGUAAAAUACUUUAAACAUCCAUCCUUAAGUUAGCAUUUUCAACCAAUGUUUCCUUGACGGAUUACUCGUACAGGUCUUUGACCCACAUAUUUUUGUAAAAUUAUAUCUUGGUGGUUAGCAUGUAAAUUUCACGUGGGUAUAACCUACAACUUUUCUUAACCGUAGUCAAAAUUUCAAAAUCUUUGCAUUAUUUUACCAGGUUAUAUUCAUUUUAGGUAAGCACUGAUGAUGAUUGGUAAACCAAUCGAAAACUAGUUAUGUGAUUGUGAUGUAGCCCUUUUUAGGGAUUUUAAAUAUAUACCUUUUAUAAAGGAUUUUACUGUUUUUUGUAUUACAUGGUAUACAGCCAACUAUAGGAAAACUUUUUCCUUGUGGAUUUUUAAAAAUUUUUCGUUUGUGCUAAUUUGAACUUGGCGGUUGAAUGCAGUCCACUUAAGAAUCCAUUGCUCUCUAGUAAUUAUACGUAUCGAUUCGCCGCACUAAUAACACUCCUCGUAAACAACAUUGCUUUAGUGUGCAACAAAAAUAUGGUAAAAAUGUUAAAACACUGCUAUCGAAUAAUUAUAGAUGUAGACGGCUUCGAAGAAAAACAAAUUAUAUAAAAAAGCAAACUUAAAAAGAGUGCCAUAAGAGAAGUAGAUUGUGAUAUAAGUUUUUUUUUCUCUCCUUUUUUAUUUUAUUGUUAAAGAUAUAUAUUUUUAUAUAAUGCUCAAACAUAUUCGCUGUCAAAAUGAAUAUGAUCCUUUAAAGUCGAGUUUAUUUCAGAAAUUGAAUUUUUAUAGUUUUAGUAAGGCUAAAGUAAGAUUUUUUGUUAAGUAAGUGUAUUAACUAUUAAAAGACCUGUUUAUAAUACAUAA
Molecule: messenger RNA, 8242 nt
Organism: Diabrotica virgifera virgifera (western corn rootworm)
Lineage: Eukaryota; Metazoa; Arthropoda; Insecta; Coleoptera; Chrysomelidae
Product: patj homolog
Exons: 8
Coding region: 417-2498 (693 amino acids)
Molecular function (GO): protein binding
Source: RefSeq, a predicted model, not a curated record